GCGUCUAAAGACAGAAAGAUAAUUCCGAAGGUCACAAACCGGAGCUAGCGUCUUUCGUCGAUUUUCUCAACGACCCUCCAUCUGAAUUCUCGCGUACUCUCCGAAUUUGAUUGAUAGGUUUUCUUAAAACUCUAGGAAGGCAUGGGGAGGUUGUUUGUGGUGAAUCUCGAGGGGAAGAUCUAUAGUUGCAAGCACUGCCGGACCCAUCUUGCACUGUGUGAAGACAUCGUUUCCAAGUCUUUCCACUGCAGGCAUGGAAAAGCUUAUCUCUUCAAUAAGGUAGUGAAUGUGUCUGUCGGUGAAAAAGAAGAAAGAGUGAUGACGACUGGGAUGCACACUGUUGCUGACAUAUUUUGUGUUGGUUGUGGAUCAAUAGUAGGGUGGACAUAUGAGACUGCCCAUGAAAAAAGCCAGAAGUACAAGGAAGGAAAAUCUGUGCUUGAGAGAUACAAGGUUUCAGGUCCCGAUGGAAGCAAUUACUGGGUCAGCCAUGGAGCACAUAUUGGUGGAAGUGAUGCAGAUGAUGCUUAAUUACCCUUUAUUUAAACACUAGUUGUGAGUGACGUGUAAUACACGUUUUCCUAGUGACUAAUAUUCACAAAGUGUAAAAAUAAUAUGUUUUUUUAAAUAAAAUUAAUUAGUCAAUAUUUUAACGUA
This is a messenger RNA of Juglans regia (Persian walnut), 657 nucleotides long. Its product is annotated as protein yippee-like. Gene Ontology annotation, cellular component: ubiquitin ligase complex. The transcript is spliced from 6 exons. The record is from RefSeq and is a predicted model, not a curated record. Bases 142 to 531 code for a protein of 129 amino acids. NCBI's taxonomy places the organism in Eukaryota, Viridiplantae, Streptophyta, Magnoliopsida, Fagales, Juglandaceae.